GGCUUCAUCGGCGAGCAGUUCGCACCUUCACAAUAGCCGAAGGGUAACGCCGUGAAGACACUGUACCGCAGACUGUGGCACCAACCCAGCGCCGGUGGCGGAUUGCGAAAGCGACGCUUUGGGCGCAUGUUCCUCUCCGUGGUGCGGAGCCUUCCCCUGCUUUCUGCGCAGCUGGAAAGCGGAGGAGGGAGGACUUUUCGCGAGUCGAUACCUCGCUUAUGGACGACGGCGGUCCCCUCUCUCCAAAGGCCAAUGCUUUCAGUAUUGCCUCUCUGAUUUCGAUCGCGGAGCAAGCAGGAAACGCGGCGUCUGACAAACACGGCACCGGCCUGGACAAGCCAGACCUGCGCAACCACUGCUCCUUCGACAUGCACUACAGCACUGUCACCCGGGAAAUGGAAGCCUUCACGACGAGCAGCCUGAACAGCCUCAACACGCCGGGGGGCUACCACCUCUCCCCGUCCCCCGGGGACCCCUACAGCCAACAUGAGCCCCACUUCGAGCCCUGCCCGGCCGCGCAGCACAACUACAACUACCCGGGAUCUAACCCGGGCCAGGCCCCGUCGAGCGACGGCGGGACUCCCAACUGCUCGUCGUCGUCCGCCAACUCCACGCCGAACGGCAAAACUAUAGUGAAGAAGAAUCCCAAGGUGGCCAACAUUAACGUCCAGCUGGAGAUGAAGGCUUUGUGGGACGAGUUCAAUCAGCUGGGCACGGAGAUGAUCGUGACCAAGGCGGGCAGGAGAAUGUUUCCAACUUUUCAAGUGAAAAUAUUCGGGAUGGAUCCCAUGGCUGACUACAUGCUCCUGAUGGACUUCCUGCCUGUAGACGACAAACGUUACAGGUAUGCCUUCCACAGCUCAUCGUGGCUGGUCGCCGGUAAGGCUGACCCCGCCACACCGGGCAGGGUCCACUACCACCCGGACUCUCCGGCCAAAGGCGCGCAGUGGAUGAAGCAGAUUGUCUCUUUCGAUAAACUGAAACUCACCAACAAUCUGCUGGAUGACAACGGACACAUCAUUCUAAACUCCAUGCACCGCUACCAGCCCAGGUUCCACGUGGUCUACGUGGACCCCCGCAAGGACAGCGAGAAGUAUGCCGAGGAGAAUUACAAAACAUUUGUGUUUGAGGAAACGCGCUUCACAGCGGUCACGGCGUACCAGAACCACCGGAUCACGCAGCUGAAGAUAGCCAGCAAUCCCUUUGCAAAGGGCUUCAGGGACUGCGAUCCAGAGGACUGGCCCAGGAAUCACAGACCAGGCUCUCUGCCAAUAAUGAGUGCCUUUGCCAGAACGAGAAACCCAAUGUCAUCUCCUCCUCAGCAGAACGGCACAGAAAAAGAGGACAGUAGGCGGGAGUACGAGCGGGACCCCGGCGGCACGCCCAUGCACGCCGACCCGGCUCACCAGCUGAUGUCGCGGGUCCUCAGCCCCGCCUUGCCCGUCCCGGGAGGCCUCCACGGCGUCUCGCUCUCGAGCGGCCGACCGAGCCCGCCCCACGACCUCCGCCCCGACCCCCACGGCCUGCCUCCGGAUACGCUGCACCACCACCCUUACAAGUACCCCACCACCUACGAACACUACCUGGGAGCCAAGACCAGGCCGUCACCCUACCCUUUGCCCAGCAUCAGAGGACACACGUACCACCACCACAUGAACCCGGCCACAGCCAACAUGUACUCGGCCACCAGUGGCCCCUCUAACUAUGACUACGGGCCCAGAUAAUGA
This is a messenger RNA of Pungitius pungitius (ninespine stickleback), 1727 nucleotides long. RefSeq names its product T-box transcription factor 1 (gene tbx1). Gene Ontology annotation, cellular component: nucleus. Bases 219 to 1724 code for a protein of 501 amino acids. Lineage: Eukaryota; Metazoa; Chordata; Actinopteri; Perciformes; Gasterosteidae. The transcript is spliced from 8 exons. Gene Ontology annotation, biological process: positive regulation of DNA-templated transcription; regulation of transcription by RNA polymerase II; cell fate specification. Gene Ontology annotation, molecular function: DNA-binding transcription factor activity, RNA polymerase II-specific; RNA polymerase II cis-regulatory region sequence-specific DNA binding. The record is from RefSeq and is a predicted model, not a curated record.